Molecule: messenger RNA, 1554 nt
Organism: Penicillium psychrosexuale
Lineage: Eukaryota; Fungi; Ascomycota; Eurotiomycetes; Eurotiales; Aspergillaceae
Exons: 4
Coding region: 1-1554 (517 amino acids)
Molecular function (GO): oxidoreductase activity, acting on the aldehyde or oxo group of donors, NAD or NADP as acceptor
Source: RefSeq, a predicted model, not a curated record
AUGUCCCGUAUUCACCCACGCUUUUUGUACAAAGGUCCAUCAACUCUUACUUCCUUCAUCGCCCCGCGUCGCUCAUUCCACAGCUCCCCCUUCGUCAUGUCUGAACUCUCAGUGUACCUUACUGCCCCAAAUGGGCGCAAGUACAAUCAGCCCAUCGGUCUCUUCAUCAACAAUGAGUUUGUGGCUUCUAAGUCUGGCGAGAAGCUUGCUUCUGUGAACCCUUCCGAUGAAUCUGAGAUCACGUCAGUGUAUGCUGGCGGUGAGGAGGAUGUUGAUAUCGCCGUCCAGGCCGCUCGCAAGGCCCUCAAGGACCCCUCCUGGAAGCUACUGCCCGCCACUGAGCGUGGUGUCUUGAUUUCCAGGUUGGCGGACUUGAUUGAGCAGCACAAGGAGACUCUGGCCACCAUCGAGACUUGGGAUAAUGGCAAGCCGUAUCAGGUCUCUUUGAAUGACGAUAUCGGUGAGGUCACCAACACUCUCCGCUACUAUGCUGGCUGGGCCGACAAGGUGUAUGGCCAGACCAUUGGUACUACCCCGGCCAAAUUCGCCUACACCCUCCGCCAGCCUAUUGGCGUUAUUGGCCAGAUCAUCCCUUGGAACUACCCCCUAGCCAUGGCAGCAUGGAAGUUGGGCCCCGCGCUUGCGUGCGGUAACACUAUCUCUUAUCAAGGAGGCCGGUUUCCCCCCGGUGUUAUUAACGUUGUCAACGGCCAUGGUCGUGUUGCUGGUGGUGCGUUGGUCACCCACCCCGGUGUCGAUAAGGUCGCCUUCACUGGUUCCACCAUCACCGGCCGUGAGAUCAUGAAGAUGGCCGCAGGCACCCUGAAGAACGUUACCCUUGAGACUGGCGGCAAGUCGCCACUGGUCGUCUUUGAGGAUGCGGACCUCGAGCAGGCCGCCAAGUGGGCACACACUGGUAUCAUGUACAACCAGGGUCAGGUCUGCACUGCGACAUCACGAAUCCUUGUGCAGGGAUCUGUAUACAACAAAUUCGUUGAGCUUUUCAAGCACACCGUCCACACCACCAGCAAGGUCGGCGACCCCUUCCACGAUGACACCUUCCAGGGCCCUCAGAUCACCAAGGCCCAGUAUGACCGGGUCCUUGAAUACAUCGAAGCCGGCAAGGCUGAGGGUGCCACGCUCGUUUCCGGCGGCGUGGCGCACAAGAACGUCGGUGAUGGACGUGGUUUCUUCGUCGAGCCCACUAUUUUCACCAACGUCACGGACUCGAUGCGCAUCUCCCGCGAGGAGGUGUUCGGUCCCUUCGUUACUAUCGCCAGCUUCACCACCGAGGAAGAGGCCGUCAGCCGUGCUAACGACACCACAUACGGCCUCGGCGCCGCAGUCUUUACUCGGGACAUUGAGCGCGCCCACCGUGUUGCCGCCGAUAUCGAGGCUGGUAUGGUCUGGAUCAACAGCAGCAACGACAGUGAUUUCCGCGUGCCGUUCGGUGGUGUCAAGCAGAGUGGUAUCGGUCGCGAGCUCGGCGAGGCUGGCUUGGACGCGUACUCGCAGAUCAAGGCUGUGCAUGUGAACAUGGGCACCAAGUUGUAA